CAACCACCUAUCCUCAUCCUAACUAACAACCCAGCAUCAUACACGACAUCUCACACCUAUUCAACGAUCGAUCACCUCGGCAAUAACAUGUCCAACCCCAAACACCCUCCCAAAGCAAACCUCCUCACCCUCCCCCCCGAACUUCGCACCCCCAUCUACACCCACCUCCUCACCCUCCCCCACCCCCUCCACAUCUUCCAAGACCCCGAGCUCUUCGCCCCCGCCAAACCCCCCGCAUGGCUGGCCUUGAUCUACACCAAUCGCCAGAUCUCCAUCGAAGCUCGCGCAAUCCUCUACGGCGCGCAUCAGUUUAUCUUCGAGGAGAUUGAGACCGCGCGGCGGUUACCGAGUCUCGUGGAAGCGUUCCUGGGGUGUAUUGGGCCCGUGAAUGCGGGAUAUCUGUCCCAUGUGAGCAUCAAUUUUCCGGCUACUGAGCGGGUGGAUGGUCUGUUAGGGAAAGUUAGGAUUCGGGAGGAUGGACUACGGAGGUUAGAUCUGCUGAGGGGGUUGUGUACGGGGUUGAAGACGUUGGAGGUGGUGGUUUAUGGUCGGGAGGUGAGCGGGUUGCUUGGGGAGGAUCAGAUGGAGGAUCGCUUUGUUAGAGAGGUGUGGGUGGAUGUUGAUAGGCGGGUGAGAGGGAUUGGUUCGUUGAGGAAGAAGAUGGUUAGGGUUUGUGGGGGAGUGAUUGACCCUUCCGUACGGGGGUUUUUGGAAGGGUUGGGAUGGGUGGUUUUGAUGGGUAACUUAUAGAUGUCUCUGAGAUUGGAGGUUGAUUUACAUAGAUCUGUACUUCGGGUUCUAAUGCUGGCAGUAGUAAUGCAGUCGCCAAGCCGGACCAGCUCGCUCAGCUACUAUGAAUAUCUCUCCUCGUGUACUCCAUUCAUCAACCUCGGGUAGUGGUAGGAA
Aspergillus ibericus CBS 121593 is the source of this 906-nucleotide messenger RNA. RefSeq lists its product as uncharacterized. The transcript has a single exon. Bases 88 to 750 code for a protein of 220 amino acids. NCBI's taxonomy places the organism in Eukaryota, Fungi, Ascomycota, Eurotiomycetes, Eurotiales, Aspergillaceae. The record is from RefSeq and is a predicted model, not a curated record.